Molecule: messenger RNA, 3977 nt
Organism: Cheilinus undulatus (humphead wrasse)
Lineage: Eukaryota; Metazoa; Chordata; Actinopteri; Labriformes; Labridae
Gene: afg3l1
Product: AFG3-like AAA ATPase 1
Exons: 16
Coding region: 223-2529 (768 amino acids)
Biological process (GO): protein-containing complex assembly; mitochondrial protein processing
Cellular component (GO): m-AAA complex; membrane
Molecular function (GO): ATP-dependent peptidase activity; ATP binding; ATP hydrolysis activity
Source: RefSeq, a predicted model, not a curated record
UUAUUGUGUGAAGAUAUAAGUGUUUAAUUUUCUGUACGUAAAUUUAUAGCAGGCGUUUGAAGAGAAGGUCUGCCGGGUCUUUAAACCUCUCUUCGUUGACAUUUCAUGCCGUAGCUCUUAUUCAAUAACAGUCACUGGUUCAUCAUGAUGAAGAUAACAAGAGGAAAUUAACUCAUUACACUUUAUCUCGGACUUUAACACGGGGCACACGGCACUGGGAGGAUGUCUCAGGUUCUGAGGCUUCUCUCGGGGGCCGUCCUGCCUCUCUGCCGGGCUGGAGCAGCCCGCGCUCGGCUCUCCUCGGUGUCUGCUGCUCGGCUCUUCACAGCCGGAUACCGGAGCUCGGCUGUCCCGAACAUCUCUCGGACUCCAGUGAACUUCCUCUCCUGUCGAAGAUUUCAGACCCUUCAGAGACGGCUCUACUCCUCUGAGCCCAAAGAUGGAAAAGGAGGAGCAGCAGGAGGAGGAGGGGGAAGAUCAGGUGGAGGCAAGAGAGGAGGAGGAGGGAAAGACUGGUGGAGUCGAUUACAAAAGGGAGACAUCCCCUGGGAUGAGAAGGAUUUCCGUUAUCUGGCGGUGACCGUGGCCGGAGUCGGCUCAGCUCUGCUGUACUUUUACUUCAGAGACAACGGCCGAGAGAUCAGCUGGAAGGACUUUGUUCACCGCUACGUGGGCAGAGGAAUAGUGGAACGGUUAGAGGUCGUCAACAAACAGUUUGUCCGAGUCAUCCUGGUGCCCGGAGCUGAUGCUGAUGCGAGCUACGUUUGGUUCAACAUCGGCAGCGUCGACACCUUCGAGAGGAACUUGGAAGCGGCGCACAUGGAGCUCGGUCUGGAGCCGUCACACCGACCCGCUGUCGUGUACAGCACAGAGAGUGACGGAUCCUUCAUGAUGAGCAUGAUCCCCACUCUGCUCCUCAUCGGCUUCCUGCUCUUCACACUGCGGCGAGGACCAAUGGGAGGAGGCGCUGGAGGCGGCAGGGGCGGGCCCUUCAGUAUGAGCGAGUCCACGGCGAAGAUGAUGAAGGACAACAUCGAUGUGAAGUUCAAGGACGUGGCCGGCUGUGAGGAGGCCAAACUGGAGAUCCUGGAGUUUGUCAACUUCCUGAAGAAUCCUCAGCAGUACCAGGACCUCGGCGCCAAGAUCCCAAAGGGUGCUGUGUUGUCUGGACCUCCGGGGACGGGGAAAACUCUGCUGGCUAAAGCCACAGCUGGCGAGGCAAACGUCCCGUUUAUCACUGUCAACGGCUCUGAAUUCCUGGAGAUGUUUGUGGGUGUCGGUCCAGCCAGGGUGAGAGACAUGUUUGCCAUGGCGAGGAAGAACGCUCCUUGCAUCCUCUUCAUCGAUGAGAUCGACGCCGUGGGGAGGAAGAGAGGAGGCGGGAACUUUGGAGGUCAGAGCGAGCAGGAAAACACGCUGAACCAGCUGCUGGUGGAGAUGGACGGCUUUAACACGGCGACCAACGUGGUGGUGCUGGCUGGAACCAACAGACCCGACAUCCUGGAUCCAGCUCUGAUGAGACCGGGGCGCUUCGACAGACAGAUCUACAUCGGCCCUCCUGAUAUCAAAGGCCGAGCGUCCAUCUUUAAAGUCCACCUGAGACCAAUCAAACUCGACCCCAACAUGGACAAAGACAUCCUGGCCAGGAAGAUGGCCGCCGCCACGCCGGGAUUUACCGGAGCCGACAUCGCAAACGUCUGUAACGAGGCCGCUCUGAUCGCUGCCAGACACCUGAACGAGUCCGUCAACGCCAAACACUUUGAGCAGGCCAUCGACCGCGUCAUCGGAGGUCUGGAGAAGAAGACUCAGGUCCUGCAGCCCACAGAGAAGAAGACGGUCGCCUACCAUGAGGCGGGUCACGCCAUCGUAGGCUGGUUCCUGGAGUAUGCUGACCCGCUUUUAAAGGUGUCCAUCAUCCCUCGUGGUAAAGGUCUAGGCUACGCUCAGUACCUGCCCAGAGAGCAGUACCUGUACAGCAGAGAGCAGCUCUUCGACAGGAUGUGUAUGAUGCUCGGGGGCCGCGUGGCUGAGCAGACUUUCUUCGGCAGGAUCACCACAGGAGCUCAGGACGACCUGAAGAAGGUCACACAGUCUGCCUACGCCCAGGUGGUGCAGUUUGGGAUGAGUGAGAAGGUGGGACAGGUGUCGUUCGAUCUGCCCCGGCAGGGCGAGAUGGUGAUGGAGAAGCCGUACAGCGAGGCGACGGCUGAGCUGAUCGACGAGGAGGUCAGGGAGCUGGUGGAGCGAGCGUACCAGAGGACCAUGCAGCUCAUCGAGGAGAAGAAGGAGCUGGUGGAGAUGGUGGGGCAGCGUCUCCUGCAGAAGGAGGUACUGGAUAAAGCGGACAUGUUGGAGCUUCUGGGCCCACGGCCAUUUGAGGAGAAGUCGACGUACGAGGAGUUCGUGGAGGGGACGGGGAGCUUCGAGGAGGACACGAGUCUGCCGGAGGGCCUCAGAGACUGGAACCAGGAGAGAGGGGGGGAGACGGAGGAGACGAACCAAAUUCAGGACAAACAGCAGGCCAUGUAGAGACGAACAACAAACUCUGCACAGAGGAAGACAGUUUUUACAGAGCCUGAAGGGUUUCCCUUAAAUUAGUAAUGUAGACCCUCUUUGUUCUUUGGUACACUCAGUUAAAAUCCACUUUGUCUAACUUAAUAACUUCUCAGGUUUACCCACUAUAUCUCCUUUAAAAACAACUCAAAUAUUUAAACACAGGCCCUAUUUUUAUUUACAAUUGAGACAUCAAACACAGGCUAUCAUUACACAAGGAUUUAGGUUCAGUUUUUGGGCUUUUAUGGCUUUAUUCUGAAAGAACAGUGGAUAGAGUCGAAGAGAGCGCAUUAGCAACAUUCUGAAGCUCUUGUUUCCCACCACAUCCACCCACUUCUCCAAAUGCUGCCAAAUUAUUUUGGUAAUUUAGACUGCUGUCUUUCUUGUCUGGUUAAAAAUAAGUGAAGAUCACAAAGUUUGUCUACUUUGAUACCAUCCAUCACUAAAAUAAUGGAGAUUUGAUCAUUUUCAAUUACAUCCAAUUGAGACCGUGCAUGGGGUUUUUCUGCAUUUUCCUUCUUUCUUUGAUCAAAAACAAAAGAUUGCCAACUGUUCUGUGUUUAGGAUAUGUAUUUUUUGGCCCUAUCAGUACCCUUAGAAAUUUAAAAAUUAAAAUUAAAAUUUCUCCAAAUUACUAAAUCUGCCCCUGAGCGGGAAUAAAGUAUUUUAUUUAAACUUUCAGAAGACGUUCAGAUGAAUCACUAACUCUGGGACUGUGGGAUCAUAAAUGAGACCCAUCAGGCUCUGUAGAAAGUCGAUCCUCAUUGCUGCCUUAAACAGGAGACCAACAUCAGUGGACUAGCUUUUUAAUAUUUCUGUAUUAAUGAUGCACAUUUUCCCUCUGUGCGUCUACAGACUGAUUUUAUCCUUUUAUUUAUUUGAUAAAAAGGGAGAUUUGCUCUCUGACUGAAGACUUGAGAAGAGGAAAGAGUCUCUAGAAGAGCUUUCAGCAGCAAAACUGAAGUGUUUUAUCAUGUUUUAGGAUUUUAAAUUUUAUGAUGUGAUGUUAUUUCGAUUCCUGCAGCUGUUUUUGUAAAGUUACUGCAGGAUUGGCUGAGAUUUUACCCAGCGUGGAUUCAUUUCACCACUGAUGCUGUAAAAACAUGCAGAGGAAUGUAAACAUUUAGUUUUAAUAACUGAACAGAAAGCUGCUACUUCACCACCUCAUAUCUCCACAAGAAAUAUUUCAUAUUUUCUCUGGGGGAUCUCUGAUGUAUUUUUAGUGAAAAUUACCCUGAAAUACAGAAACUGAAGUCAUUAGUGGUGACUUCAGGGAAUUAGACUUUCCUUUUAUCAGGUUUUACAUUUAUGGAGCAAAAACAUGUAUUGAGAUAAACUACUGCAUUUGGUGAGAAGUUUCCCUUAUUAAAGGUACAAUAUGUUGAUUUUUUGCAUUGAAAUGUCUUCAUAUAUUAAAGAAUUAC